GCUGAAUCGAUUGAUUUAUGUCCAAUUAGAUUGAAUUCAUUUGGAUCCCUCAACACCGCAAUCUCUCCCAACCGAACGAUAUGAGCAGCAAAGCACCUGUCGCUGCCGCCGCCGCUCCCCCUGCUGCUCCUGCCGCCACGAAUGCCGAGGCAAAGCAAGUCAUCCACAUCGUUGAAGAAGAUGACGAGUUUGAAGAAUUCGAAGAACACUCGUGGGGUGCUGCCCAAGAAGAAAAGGAAAGCCAAAUCAAGCUCCAGUGGCAAGACGAUUGGGACGUCGACGAGGCUGACGACGACUUUUGCAACCAACUGCGCCAGGAAUUGUCCAAGAACGCUUAGGUUGCCGUAAUCCUAGCUAUCUAACGCUUAUGCAUGCCCUUUGAUAUGACCAUA
Aphanomyces astaci is the source of this 392-nucleotide messenger RNA. RefSeq lists its product as hypothetical. Bases 81 to 338 code for a protein of 85 amino acids. The record is from RefSeq and is a predicted model, not a curated record. Gene Ontology annotation, biological process: mRNA export from nucleus; proteasome assembly; double-strand break repair via homologous recombination. Lineage: Eukaryota; Oomycota; Saprolegniomycetes; Saprolegniales; Verrucalvaceae. Gene Ontology annotation, cellular component: proteasome regulatory particle, lid subcomplex; proteasome complex. The transcript has a single exon.